UCCUCACGCUUAUAAAGCCCUGCCCCUUACCUAGGGUUUCCUCAUCCCUCCUCACAGCCGCCGCCGCCGCCGCAACUCUCUCCGCCCUCGCCCCCGAAGCAGCAGCCGCCGCCGCGCCACCGCUCCGCAGCCAUGGGUAAGGUGCACGGAUCGUUGGCCCGCGCGGGGAAGGUGCGCGGACAGACGCCCAAGGUGGCGAAGCAGGACAAGAAAAAGAAACCACGCGGCCGCGCGCACAAGAGGAUGCAGUACAACCGCCGCUUCGUAACCGCCGUCGUCGGCUUCGGCAAGAAGCGCGGGCCCAACUCCUCCGAGAAGUAGGCGGCGCGCCUCGUCCGGUUCCUUCUUAUGCUUAUGCUCCUGUUGGUAGUAUUUUCGUUGAGGUAUUGCUAUGAAAGCAAAAGAAGAACCCUUUUUUAGUAACACUUCGUUGUUCGUGCCAUGAUGGGAUCGAACCUGAGGUAUGAUGAUGUGUCUGCUUCGUUUAGUUGAGAAUCUGAGAUAUAAUUACAUGAGCUCUUAAGUUAAAUUUGCUUAUGGUUACAAGUUUUAUUUGUCUGGUA
Phragmites australis (common reed) is the source of this 563-nucleotide messenger RNA. Its product is annotated as small ribosomal subunit protein eS30z/eS30y/eS30x. The transcript has 2 exons. Gene Ontology annotation, biological process: translation. The record is from RefSeq and is a predicted model, not a curated record. Gene Ontology annotation, molecular function: structural constituent of ribosome. NCBI's taxonomy places the organism in Eukaryota, Viridiplantae, Streptophyta, Magnoliopsida, Poales, Poaceae. Gene Ontology annotation, cellular component: cytosolic small ribosomal subunit; ribosome. Bases 133 to 321 code for a protein of 62 amino acids.